AACCUCAGUAUGCAAAUAAACACUUCUUUUGCUAUUUUGUAGCGGAGCUAGAAUUUAAGAAAAGUAUGGAAUCGCCGUCCCCUGCACCUGCCGGUGGGGUUAAGUAAUUAGGGAGAAUUAUAAUAACGGCCUGAGAUAAUACUAGCUUAAUAGGAGCGGAGCAGAAAGAGUUUGGGGCGCAUUUAUGGCGGAGAAUCCAAACUCCAGAGCAGUAAUAACCACCGAGAGCAGCCCUUACCUGGAAUGCGGGAGUUCAAGCGCAGGAACCCCGUGGUACGACAAGCAGUCCGUGCUGAGCCUGUCUGAAUACCUCAUCUUCGUGGAAGUGAUUUUGGGCCUGCUGGUAUGGGCGCUGAUCUCAAGCACAGAAUAUUUCAGAUUUUCCCCAUUUGGAUGGGUGAUGUUUGUCACCGUCUUCUACUGGCUUCUCACCCUCUUCCUCCUCAUCAUCAAACUGGCCAAUGGACGAAUCCGACAGGUUCCCUGGGCUACAGCGGUUCUCAUUUUUAACUGCACUGCUGCUUUACUGUACACGUCAGCUGCUAUUGUUGAGGCAACGCUGGUGAACAAGGGGGUCAGAGGUCGUAAUGAUUACAACUGUUGGGCGGCAUCAACGUUUUUUGCAUUCCUAGUAUCUCUGAGUUACGCUGGUAGUGCAUUCUUCAGUUACAAAUCCUGGCACAGAGAAGAUGAAUAAAAUGUGCUGGAUUGUUUGUUUGUUUGUUUUAAAUGUUAAGACUCAUCCUAUUAUUGUUCGGGUAUGGACUAAACUUGAAAAAAUAUUUAAUACAGAUUUAAUACUUUUGUAUUAAAAAUAAAGAAAUGCAUGUUUUAUUCUGUAUGUAUUUGCAACCAUUCCACGGAGAUCUGUCUAAUGCACAAAAUAUAUGUUGAUAUAUUUUAUAUGGACAUGCAAAACUUACAUUAUUUCACUUUUAUUGAAUGUAGUUUUAUCGUAAGUCACUUUGUCAGUCUGUAAAUUAAUAGACAUAGGCUACAAUGUUUCAAGUGUGCUUUAAAUGUGCCUUUAAAAUGUUGGCUCAUAAUCUAAAAUUUUGUUGACAAUCCUCAUGAUGUUUGUACUUACCUGACUGACUUAUAAAAGCCUUGUUGAAUUUCUAGUGUCAA
Messenger RNA from Puntigrus tetrazona (Sumatra barb), 1128 nucleotides. RefSeq names its product CKLF-like MARVEL transmembrane domain containing 8a (gene cmtm8a). Gene Ontology annotation, cellular component: membrane. Lineage: Eukaryota; Metazoa; Chordata; Actinopteri; Cypriniformes; Cyprinidae. The coding region runs from base 185 to 697 and encodes 170 amino acids. The transcript is spliced from 4 exons. Gene Ontology annotation, molecular function: structural constituent of myelin sheath. Gene Ontology annotation, biological process: myelination. The record is from RefSeq and is a predicted model, not a curated record.